CUGAUACAGCUGAACAUCUCACUCGCAACAACGUCUUCGCGACGAUGAGUUGCGCGGACAAAUACGAUGUGCCACAGCUGAUGAAAGUCUGCGCUGACUUGGUCGUCCGCCAACUGAACCCAGUGAACUACCUGGACACUUUGGAAGAGGCAAUUCAGGGACAUGCCGACGGAAUAGUGAAGUGCCUGGAAAUGGUGGAUGCUAAGGGUUACCGGAUCCUGUCAUCGGACCAGUUCAGCGCGAUCAGUCAGAAAGCCCUGCGGAAGAUUCUGCAGCGCAGCACGCUAAUGGCGGAGGAGAAUGAUGUUUACCUGGCUGCUGAAAGGUACCGGCAGGAUACCGCGCGCUGAAACAAUUUUUACACAU
This is a messenger RNA of Paramacrobiotus metropolitanus, 366 nucleotides long. RefSeq lists its product as uncharacterized. The transcript has 2 exons. The record is from RefSeq and is a predicted model, not a curated record. NCBI's taxonomy places the organism in Eukaryota, Metazoa, Tardigrada, Eutardigrada, Parachela, Macrobiotidae. Bases 45 to 350 code for a protein of 101 amino acids.